GCGUAUUAUUUGCAUUGCAACACUGUUUGCCGAGGCGAUAAUGCCGACGUCAAAAUAAAAACGAAGAUUUGCCGCAUAGUAGAAAUCAUUUGCAUUCGAGCUGGUCGGAGUAAAUUUAAACUAAGAAAAAACUUGAAACUAUCAACACUUAUCGCUGCUACAGGUAAGGAGAAAUUGGUAACGUAGUGAUAUUCGUUAAAUUGCAAAUCUUAUAAAUUGUAACCGGCCACGCUUUGUAGAGCUAACGCAUAAUUUGUCAAACUACCUUUCAAUAUCAGCAGAAACCACUACAGUCAACAACAAAUAAACUAAAAUGAGCUGGCAAGAUUAUGUGGAUAACCAACUUUUGGCCUCGCACUGUGUAACAAAGGCUUGCAUCGCUGGACAUGAUGGCAAUGUUUGGGCCCAAUCUAAGGGAUUCGAGGUAACAAAAGAAGAAUUGGCGAAAUUAAUCGCUGGAUUUGAUCAGCAAGACCUGCUCACAAGCAAUGGUGUCACAUUAGCCGGUCAAAGGUACAUAUACCUUUCAGGUACAGAUCGUGUAGUCCGCGCUAAGUUGGGCCGCAGCGGAGUGCAUUGCAUGAAAACUACACAAGCCGUGAUCGUUUCUAUUUAUGAGGAUCCUGUUCAGCCUCAACAAGCCGCAUCUGUUGUAGAGAAGCUUGGAGAUUAUCUGAUUACUUGCGGGUACUAGAAAUAAUCCAUAAUAAUAAAAGUAAUAAUAUAAUAAUUAUAAUAAAAUCAUUAAAGCAGUAAAAUAUCUUCUAUAAAAUCUAUUUUGGAAUAAUUUCAUACGAAAAAAUAAAGUCACAGUAAAUAAAACAAA
Molecule: messenger RNA, 826 nt
Organism: Zeugodacus cucurbitae (melon fly)
Lineage: Eukaryota; Metazoa; Arthropoda; Insecta; Diptera; Tephritidae
Gene: chic
Product: profilin
Exons: 4
Coding region: 314-694 (126 amino acids)
Cellular component (GO): cell cortex
Molecular function (GO): actin monomer binding
Source: RefSeq, a predicted model, not a curated record